Anarrhichthys ocellatus (wolf-eel) is the source of this 3611-nucleotide messenger RNA. RefSeq names its product nebulette-like. Lineage: Eukaryota; Metazoa; Chordata; Actinopteri; Perciformes; Anarhichadidae. Gene Ontology annotation, cellular component: Z disc. Gene Ontology annotation, biological process: cardiac muscle thin filament assembly. Gene Ontology annotation, molecular function: actin filament binding. Bases 1068 to 3344 code for a protein of 758 amino acids. The transcript has 21 exons. The record is from RefSeq and is a predicted model, not a curated record.
AUCUUCUUCCCUUUAUUUGUCAUUCAUCCUAUGACCUCAUCCCAGCUCUACUCUGGACCGCUAACGAACCUCUUACAGAUGUGAACACUUCAAAGUGAUGUUAGUCUGCAAGAACGUCCAUCUCUACAACCAAACACACACACAGCUUCACACGCUGACUGUUUGAGGAGUUGUACAUCAAGAAUAAUCACCAUUAAACUUUAAAAACAUAACAUUCUGCAAACACAACAUCUCAAGAUCAAAAUGAACUCGUUUCCUGGUUCAAGAUGACGUUUACCUGCACAACUUGGGAAAAGUUUUAUUCGUUCAGUUCUGCAGAAGAGGAGAGUUCCUUCUAGUAAAAAAGGGAAUGUUACAUAAGAUGAGAUAAACCUUUAUUAAACCCCAGAGAAUACAAUUCAGGUGUUGCAGCAGCACAAGGUCAGAAAUAAGUACAGAUACAUAGAGAAGUCAAACAUAAUAAACGGUUUAUUCAACUAGAAUAAAGGUAUAAGAAGAGCAUUCUUUACAGCUUACGGUAUUUUUCACCUUCAACCACUCAACUUAUACACACAGACAGCAGUGACACAUUCACAUAGUAUUAGCCCCCCCCCCACACACACACACACACACACACACACUGUACCCAACACUGGCACUGUGACUGGGGUGAAGGGCACGGCUGCGAUAAGGUCUCGAGUAGAGGGCUAAAUGUGGAAAGUCAAAACUGAUAAAGAAGUAACCCAUCGAACCGACGAACCCAGGAGGCACUCAGACAUCACAUGAGGCGGCCGAGACUAGACGACGAAGUCCGGGACGAGUUUGAGGUAAAAAGGAGACUCUGAAAGGUUGACGAAGAAGUUCAGACGAAAAGCGUGACAUCGAGGAAACUGUGCAAGACUGUCUUAAGACAUUCAGAAGGAGAAAUAAGAGACCAGGAGCCUGAGAAGAGAAGAGUGGCGUAAAAUAAAUAAGUAGCUACGAUAAUCAAAAGAACGUUUGGAAAGCUAGAAGGCAGAAGGAGACACUGAGGAAGACGAAGAGGAAGAUUCGUUGAGAGGCCAUACAUCGGACGAGAGGUGUUCGACAUGGAGGACGAGGCCUCAGCUGAGUCCGUCCAGGAGACGACGUCAUCGACGGAGACCACGACUACGAGGACGGACGAAGAGGAGGAGGAAGAGGUAGAAACUGAGGAAGUAAGAGAGGAAGAGAAGGAGGCAGGAGAAGAAGGGAACAAAGAGGAAGAGGAGGGUCGGGCGAAGAAGCUGCAGGGAGCUUGGGAAUCAGAGGCCUCCUCUGACGUUAAGCCUCCGCUACCAGACCCGGCUUUCAACAGGAGGUGCAGCCUGCUCCUCAGUGACGUGAAGUAUAAAGAGGACUUUGAGAAGAUGAAAGGUCAGAGUCUGUUUGUUCCUGCAGCAGAACUCAUCCAUGCCAAGAACAUCAGCGCUGUGAUAUCUGAGUCGAAGUACAAGGAGGAGGGAAAGAAGGAGGCGUCCAUGUCUCUGUACUCCGUCCUACCAGAGACUCCUCAGACUCAGCAUGCCAGAGAGGCUUCAGAGCUGCAGAGUGAGAUUAAAUACAAAGGAAACGUGAAGACCUCCUCCUCGCUGUACUCGCUGCUGCCAGAAACCACCGAGACCCAGUUCAUCAAAGAGCUGACGGAGAUACUGAGUGAGAACAAGUACAAGGAGGAAGGAAAGAAGGAGAUGAGCAGCAGUUUGUACUCUCAGCUUCCUGAAACCACCGAGAUGCAGCGAGCCAAAGCCGUCCACGAGUUUCAGAGCGAGAACAAGUACAAAGAGGACGGGAGGAGGACGGCCUCCAUCUCUCUCUACUCUCAACUCGCCGACACUCCAGAAAUACAACACGCUCUGGAGAUGUCACAGCUGCACAGUGAGGUGAAUUACCGCCCUAAGGUGCUGGUUAAAGGAGCUCCAUCGUCUCUUUACUCUCAGCUGCCCGACACCUCGGACAUCCAGUUUGCCCGAGAGAUGACGGAGAUGCAGAGCAAGAGUAAAUACAAGGAGGACGGCAGGAGGAGACUCUCUCAGAGCUUCUACUCUCAGCUCUCUCAGACCGCCGACACUCAGUUUGCUAAAAGUGUCUCUGAGCUGCAGAGCGAGAUGUGUUUUAUUUUACAGAUGCGGUACAAGGAGGCGGGUAAGAAGGGCGUGAACUCCUGUUUGUACUCUCUUCUGCCGGAGACCCUGGAGACGGCUCACGCCAGAGAAGUGUCUGAGCUGCUCAGUGAGGUGAAGUAUAAAGAGGAGGGUAAGAAGGAGAUGAGCAUCAACCUGUACUCUCUGCUGCCGGAGACCAUCGACACCCAACACGCUAAAGAGGCGUCGAACCUGCAGAGUGAGGUGAAGUAUAAAGAAGGUGUGAAGCAGCAGAUCCAGAGCAGUUUGUACCAUCAGCUCCCAGAGACCACCGAGACACAGCUGGCCAAACAUCUGUCUGAGCUGCAGAGCGAGAACAAGUACAAGGAGGCGGGUAAGAAGGAGGCGAGGACGUCUCUGUACUCCCUCCUCCCUCACACCAUGGACACGCUGCACGCUAAAGAAGCUGCAGAGCUGCUCAGCGAGAUCAAAUGCAAAGAGAACGUGAAGAAGGAGACGGCCAGCUCGCUGUACUCCACUCUGCCUGACACGUCUGACACCAGCUUCUCCAGAGAGAUGACCAGCAUGCAGAGCGAGAACAAGUACAAGGAGGACGGGAGGAGGAGCCUCUCUCACAGUUUCUACUCUCAGCUUCCACAAACAGCCGACACUCAGUUCGCUAAAACGGUCUCUGAGCUGCAGAGCGAGAUGAAGUACAAAGAAGCAGCAAAGAAAGGAGUGAGCAGCUCUCUGUACUCGACUCUACCAGAGACUCUGGAGACGCAGCACGCUAAAGAGGCUUCACAUCUGCAGAGUCAGCUGAAGUACAAGCAGAGUUUAAAGAAAGACUCCAGUCUGUUCCACCUGAUGCCAGAAACCAAUGACACUCAGUUCGCCAGGCAGCAGACGGAGAUGCUCAGCGAGGUCAAGUACAAAGAGGAGGGUAAGAAGGAGAUGAGCGUCAGUCUGUACUCUGUGCUCCCCGACACCAUCCUCACCCAGCAUGCUAAGCAGCUCACGGACAUGCAGAGUGAGGCUAAAUACAAAGAGGCCGGUAAGAAGCAGACGUCAACGUCUCUUUAUCACCGACUUCCUGAAACUCUGGAGACGCAACACGCUAAAGAGGCCUCGCAGCUGCAGAGUCAGAUCUCGUACAAAGAGGCGGUGAAGAAGCAGUCAUCAUGUCCAGUUUACCACCAGCUGUCCGACACUCUGGAGACGCAGUUCGCCCGAGAGCUCACCGACAUGCAGAGCCAAGUAUGAGCAAAGCUGCUUCACAGCCGCACAUUUUAGAUACGACGUUAAAGCAGCAAAAGUAGAUCCUCAAGUUUUUACAAUGCACAUCAUCCUGAUUCGAUAAUAAUAUUUGAUAUUUAGAGAAACAUGAGACAUGUUGUUGUUAUUGCAACUCUCAGCACAAGAUCCACUUAAAGUCACUAUGAGGAACUUUGAACUGGUUCUGAACCAGUCUCAGUGUAGUCCUGAUCCUCUAUGUGAACCAGUCUCAGUGUAGUCCUGAUCCUCUAUCAG